Ostrea edulis (European flat oyster) is the source of this 2405-nucleotide messenger RNA. RefSeq lists its product as uncharacterized. The transcript has a single exon. The record is from RefSeq and is a predicted model, not a curated record. Bases 56 to 1423 code for a protein of 455 amino acids. Gene Ontology annotation, molecular function: monoatomic cation transmembrane transporter activity. NCBI's taxonomy places the organism in Eukaryota, Metazoa, Mollusca, Bivalvia, Ostreida, Ostreidae. Gene Ontology annotation, cellular component: membrane. Gene Ontology annotation, biological process: monoatomic cation transport; transmembrane transport.
GGGCGCUACCUUAGUUUCACUUUCAGAACAAGUUUCACCUUCGUUGCGCUUUGCAAUGGCUAAGAAAUCACUAACGACGGAUGAUCUUCAUUUGGUUGUGAAAGAGGAAAAUGUUCUACUGCAACGGAGGUUGUCUUCUGGAGAUCAACCACAAAAUGUAUACCCAGGAGUUGUGAAGUUUCUCCUGGGUAGAGCAGACGCUUCUGAUAUUUUCCCUGAUUGUUCGACUUCGAAAUGCUCCACAUCCAACAGUGAAUGUCGACAUAGAAUUUGUAUUACAGAAGUGGCCCCAUCCCACAGUAGUUUUAUUGGCAAUGAUAAAGGAGAAGACUGGAAGCUGUCUAUUAGUGAGUUUUCUUCUAAGAAGUAUGGGAAAAGCAGCAGAGAUCUUCCAAAGCGCAUCAGAACUUUCUACAAGAACCAGGAUGAAGUGAUAACUGCCUUUGAGGAUUUUCAUUUUGGUGUUGAUGAUGCUAUGGAGCAUGCUGAAGAGGAGGAAGAAAAACGGAAAAAGGCUAAUAUACUUGCAAAGGUUUCCCUUGCUGCCAAUGUGUGCCUUUUAAUAGCAAAGUUAGUUGCAGCAAUUUUGUCAGGUUCCAUUUCCAUAAUCUCAAGUUUAGUGGAUAGUGUAGUGGAUCUGUCUUCAGGAAUUGUGAUAGCAGUCACAGAGAGGGCCAUGAGAAAGCGGGAUUUAUACGAAUAUCCUCAAGGUCGUACAAAGUUAGAACCGAUAUCCAUUGUUAUACUGUCUGUGAUAAUGAGUCUGGCCUCCAUUCAGCUCAUUGUAGAAAGUGCAGAGAAAAUGGUGGGAUUAGCAACAGGGAAGGAGAGUCACCCUGAUGUUGAUGUGGUCACAAUUGUGAUUGUGUGCUCAACUGUAGCAGUCAAGAUUGUUCUUUUUCUGGUGUGUAGGAGAGUGAAAUCACCUUCUGUUGAUGCCUUGUCUAAAGAUCACAGGAACGAUGUCCUCUCCAACAUAGUCGCCAUCGUUUUUGGCUACAUAGGUUCCAAGAAUAUGUAUGAACAGUACAGGGUUUCAGAAUUGGUGUAUCUAGAUCCUGUUGGAGCCAUCCUGAUAUCUCUGUACAUCCUGUUUGGCUGGUGGUCCACUGGUUAUGGACAAAUCAAGAUGUUGACUGGACACACAGCAAAGCCUGAUUUCCUACAGAAAUUAACCUGGAUUUGUGUAAAUCAUCACCCAAAACUUCAGUAUGUAGACACAGUCCGUGCAUUUCACUUUGGAGUGAACUUCCUAGUGGAGGUGGAUAUAGUGUUGCCGGAGGAUAUGACAUUAAAAGAAGCUCAUGAUAUUGGUGAACCUUUGCAGCACAAACUAGAACGGUUGCCUGAAGUAGAAAGAGCUUUUGUGCAUUUGGAUUAUGAGUUUGAACAUCGGCCAUCUGAUGAACAUAAACAAGUGUGAUGAAACUGUACGCACCAGAAAGCACAAAAUCAAAAUGUAUAAAGAGAAUCUCGUGUUUAUUUUUAACAGUCUACUAAUUUUGAUACAGUAUAGGCAGUUCUAAUUAUAGUUCACUGUUUAAGACAUCCUUUAUUAUAGGCAGUUCUAAUUAUAAUUAACUGUUUGAGACAUCCUUUAUUAUCUAGGCAGUUUUAAUUAUAGUAUAGUUUGAGACAUUCUUUAUUAUAGGCAGUUCUAAUUAUUAUAGUAUACUGUUUGAGACAUCCUUUAUUACAGGCAGUUCUAAUUAUAGUAACUGUAUAAUAUUACUGUUUGAGACAUCCUUUAUUAUAGGCAGUUUUAACUUUAUAGUGCCGGUAUACUAUUUGAGACAUCCUUUAUUAUAUAGCAGACUUAAUGUAUGCUGGCUAUUUUCAUGUAUGCCAUACAUACAGCUCGGUGGAGUCUUGUACCCGGUUAAUUGCAGACCAGCCCACGUAUAGAAAUCCGCGGAAUUAUGACAACCAACCCACGAAUAGAAAUUCGCGGAAUUAUGACAACCAACCCACGAAUAGAAAUUCGCGGAAUUAUGACUCCGUGGAAAUACAUCCACAGUAGAUAUAAUUUAGAGGGAGCAGGUAGUCCUUUACUAAAAUUGUAAAUUUCAUGAUCCCAGGGGUAGGGGUUUUGGUACCAGGGUUAGGCCAAAAUUAUUGUAGUGACUAUUGUUUUCAUCAUUGAAAUACUUCUUUUCAAACUUCAGUGAUACUGAUUGCAUAAUUAGGAGAAAUGGUUGUACGAAAAUUAUGAAUUUUAUAAUCCCAGGGUUAUGACUCUACAGCUGGUCCAAAAUAGUCAGAAAGUGUUAAUAUGAUAUAUUGUUAUAUGGUGUAAAGUCUUUCAUCAGCAUGGGCAAUUUAAGGGGCAUUUUUGUUUUAAGAACACAUCUUGUUUUAUACUGCUGCUGAAUAUCAGAAUUAAAUUGGAUAUGCAGAAGAAGAAA